GCUCGGGUUACUUAACGAAAGCUAGCUAGGAGUUGUGUUGAGAUUGGAAGCGGAAAGGGAAAGAAGGAAAAAUCCGUGGUGGGAGUGGGAUGCCUUGCGCAAAUUGGAAGAAAGACUUGCCCGAUGUUAUGCGACAAAUGGGUUUUCCGACUCGUGAAAGCGGGGCGUUAUUUUAUUAAUAUCAAGUUAUAGGAAUCGGUUGUUGGUGAGACAUAUUUCAUAAUUAUCAGAAGCGAGCCACGUAACUAGCUACAGUACAGUAGGUAUUGAUAGUUAGCUAGACUAUUAAAAUGGCGGAAGCCUGGCCCAGACCCCCGGCCCUCUUUUUGUUGUUGAGUUUGAGUGCCUGCUGGGAAGUGGAUUCCUGCCCUGCUCCAUGCUCUUGUACGAGGGGAUCAGACGAAAUCCAAAUCCUGGAUUGCAAUAGGAAAAGGUUGUCCGUGGCCCCCCUGGAUCCACCUCACGGGAUUACUCAUCUGUAAGCAGCUCGCCUAGUUAGCUACUACGGCUAGCUAACGUUAGCUAGCACGUUUGUUGACAAGCAACAGUGGGUUUCCCAUGUUCUCUGUGGUGGCUCCUUAGCAAGCCACCUGGCCUUGUUAGCUUGCGAGCUAAGUCUAUAUUAGUUGUUUAACUCACAAGAUACUAGUAUAAAAUCUGGAUGUGAUAAUUUUUGUUUUUCUUGUAAAGAUGCCAACUCAACUGCUACAUCCACUGUAGCGGACUAACUGAAAGGUGGCUAUGGACUUCUCCUGUAACGUUAUGUAAUAAAUAAUGCAAUCUCCUUUUCAGCACUAUGAAUCACAAUGAUCUGACAACUGUUCCAUAUCUUGGAGAAGUUACCUCAAACAUCACAACACUCUUAUUGUAAGUCAAAACUAUUUUAUCCUCCUGUCAGUCUUGCAAGUUGUGCAAUGUGAUUCCUAGAUGUCCUGUAUUAUGAUAGAGAAGUGUCAAAGAAAGGAAUCACUUCUGUCUUCCCUUAGUCAUAGCCUACAUGGUUUGUUUGUGUCAUUACAUGUUCACAUUGAUGGUGUCAUCAUAUAGGUUCAUGUUGAUAAUUAUGUACGUUACUGAUCAUUGUGCACAGGGUCCACAACCUGAUCUCAGAACUGUCGAUGCAUCAGCUGCAGCCAUACAUCUACUUGGAGACACUUGACCUGUCAUCUAACUCUAUCUCAGAGAUCAAGGCUGGAGCCUUCCCACCAAUGCAGCUGAAAUACUUGUGGGUCCUGCCUGUGGCAUUGUUUUCCAACUAUUGUAUACUACUUCUAAUGAGGGAAGAGCUGGUCAUUUCAGUCAUAACCCAGUAUUUGGCCAUAGCCCAGAAGGGUAUUCUACUUUACUUGUUGUCAUUGGUUUGUUCAUUUUGUGUUUCUGCUUCUCUGUCUCCCAGGAAUUUAAGCAAUAACAAGAUCAGUAUCCUUGAACCUGGCUGCUUUGACAACAUUUCCAGCUCCCUGCUGGUCCUGAAGCUGAACAGGAACAGAAUAACAAUGCUGCCGUACAAAGUAUUCAGGCUUCCCCAGCUGCAGUUUCUGUAAGUCAAUGUUCAUCUUUAGUCAAUAUAUUCCCAUAGUAAUUAUGAGCAGUUAAAUACAUUUUCUAACAAAAGUUUGCAUUCAUGACAGAAUUUGUAUGUUUCACAGAUUCAAUGUUGCACUGUUUUCGAGUAGUUAAAACAAAUGGUUCUAAACUGCCUGUCUGACUACCCUAGGGAAUUAAAGCGCAACAAGAUCAAGAUAGUGGACAGCCUGACCUUCAAAGGGAUGGACUUACUGAAAUCACUGAAGAUGCAGCGGAAUGGCAUAACUAAGCUGAUGGACGGUGCUUUCUUUGGGCUGAACAACAUGGAGGAGCUGUGAGUUAUUUUGCCUUAUUGUCUUGUAUUAGAAAGUUCAUUACAGUAUGUGUUUAUAUGCAAUUAGGACUAGGAGGUGUGAUAUCCUGUCUUUUUAAUACCUCAACCUUUGUUUUCUAAUAUAUUCAGAGAGCUGGAGCACAACAACUUGACGGAGGUCAACAAAGGCUGGCUGUAUGGCCUGCGCAUGCUGCGUGUCCUGCGGAUCAGCCAGAACGCCAUCGGCAUCAUCCGACCAGACGCCUGGGAGUUCUGCCAAAAUCUGGAGGAACUGUGAGUGUUUUCUUCCUAACCCCAUCCCCACUUUUCUCACACUAGUACAAGACGGGAGUGCAUCUGCACUAGUUUUGCAUAAGAGCAAUUUUAACCCCUUUUAUAAAGCUGAAGGACCAGUAUAUAGUUGGGACUUGGGGAGGGUGUAUUGCAGAUAAUUUAUGUUGCACAUGUAUUUAUGCUAAUUCGUAAGGGGCCCGGAUGUUUUAGUACAGUGUGAUUGCACAAGACCAUUGUCCAAGCUUGUCUCCUGUGGAUGUCCUCCUCAGGGAUCUGUCCUUCAACCACCUGACCCGGCUGGAGGAGACUGCGUUCAGUGGACUGGGUCUUCUGGAGAACCUGAACCUGGGAGAUAACUCGGUCAGUCACCUGGGAGAGGGAGUCUUCAGCAGCUUGGCCAAUCUGCACUCACUGUAAGGACGUCACACCACAGUAUUAAAAACCUGUGCCUUUCAUUCACUCAUUAUACAUUCACAUAACACAAUAAACACUAACAUGUUUUUGGCACCUCUGCAUUCUGAUGAAGGCUGCAAACUACAGUAGGUUUGUGUUUUUUUAUAUUUGUUGAUUUGUCCUGUCUUUGUUUUGUUGAUUAGUCUAUUAGACUUUUGUAAGGUAAACCACUAAACUGUAGUAUAGUAACUAGCACCUUCAUGUUCUCAUCAUCAUGUCUUUGCCUGUAGUAUAGAACCACUCUUUCCAUUGCUUAGUUGGACUGUGUAGUGUUUAAUGCAAUAAUGACAAACAUAGACUACGCAUAAUUGUUCUUAAAGACCUCUGAGGCAGGAAGAAUAAUGUUGAGUACCGAAUAAAUAGUGAAUGUGGCCUCCGGCCAGAAGAUUGGCUCAAUUAACCAAAUACUUUCCAAAAUCGCUCUGGGAAGAGGAGAAGGGGCACUAACACAAUUGACGUGCUGAGUUCCAAAGAAGGCAUUGGGCUACAAAGAGAGAAAGUCAGGGCUCGGGGUCAGCACACCUCCCUGGGCCCUCCGUGGCAGGGGGAAUUAGAGGGUUCAGGCCCUUUGAGAGCCACCCAGGCAUGUGGAAGGAGAAACAAAAGCGCGCAUGACCCGUCCUGUGAACACAAGCCCUCUGCAGGUUUUAGAAGGAGCCGUGAACCGUUAAAUGCUAAACGCAGCCAAUUAAUCCCCUCAUCAGAACUGCAGGAGUACUGAGCUAUGACACUCUGUAAAGUAUGCCGCUUUACAUUUGCCAAGUGAAUGAAAUUGGUUUAGACACACAGAGCAGAAAUUAACUUCUCUCUCACCAAGCAAUGAGGCUCAGGGUGAGCUUUGUGCUUCUUAUUCUGGGGAAAGUAUUUUUUCUUACAUACAGUAUUUCUGUUUGCAUUUCAGAGACAUACGGAAUAAUGAGAUCUCUUGGGCCAUUGAGGACUCCAUUGGUGUGUUUGUUGGAAUGAAGAAGCUGAACACAUUGUAAGGGCAUUCUGCAUAAUAUAUAUUAAUGUUGUUGCUAUGGAUACUGAUAUCAGCAGUAUAUUUGUAGGCAUAUUUAAUCUGAGACUGUUUAUCCCCCAGGAUUCUCCAGCGGAACAAGAUCAAAUCUAUCACAAAGAAGGCCUUUGAAGGUCUGGAGGAACUAGAGCACCUGUAAGUACCUCUAUAGCAAACCCACUCUGAGAGAUGGUUGGUCUCCAUUAACAGACAGCUAUCACUUCAAGCCCGAGACAGGAGAUGGUUCUGAUUACCCCAGUGCAGCUGUUUUAUUGCGCUAGUAUCAUAGGAAACCACUUUGAUAAUGUCAUGAUGCUAGCGCAGCACUUCAUUUAUAUUUAUUUUCUCCAACAGAGACCUGAGCAAGAAUGGGAUCAUGUCCAUCCACCCUGAUUCUUUGUCUCACAUGAAGCUGAAAGUCUUGUAAGUAGGACCUACUAAUGUCUGAGGUGGUGGUCCUGAGUUCUUGUAGCAGAGGUUACAAUAUUUAUUUCAUAUAGAAUACAAUUACAAAUUGAAGAAUGCUUUAAUAAUUUCAUAUUGUUGUGGCUGUGUGUCCUGUCCUCAGUGUCCUGAACACUAGCAGCCUGCUGUGUGACUGCCAGCUGCAGUGGCUGGGCCCGUGGUUGACUGACAACCACUUCCUGCAGUCUGUCUCAGCUAUGUGUGCCCACCCUGCCAGCCUGCUGGGCCGCAACGUCCUGUCUGUCAGCCUGGAGGAGCUUGUCUGUGGUUAGUCACCUAGCUACCUACCCUGCUGUAUUUAGUCUGGGCCAGAUCUUACUAACCAGGUUUCCAUCCAUCCUUUCUAUAUGAGUAAAGUAAAUGUCAAAUAAAAAAUGUCACAACAGACCUGAUGGAAACAUCACAUUUGUGUGAUCUUUUUGUCGGUAAAAUUAAUCAUGCGAGAAAUGGAGGUGGAAACGCUUUUAUACGCAAAUAUUGAUAUAAUAACCAUCAUUUGGAAGUAAACUUAGAGUUACGUGAUGACAUGUUGUGUGGUCCUCCCACUACGACUCGAAAGUAUGCCGUUUACUAGGCUACAGAUUAAAUAAGUAAUGAUGAACUUCACAGGGUGGUGAAAGUGCACGGUGACGAGCUUGAUGCUCCUUUCCAAUAAAUACUGAGGGUUUUAUUCAUGAUGAUCGAUGCUUGGCUGCCGUUUGACAAAUAGAAAUGAUCACGCUCUUUUGUCCAUAAUAAUCUCAUGUAGGCUACACCCGCACUGUAUCUGUGAGCUGUUGGUUGCACGUGCCAAGACCAGAGUAGGCACAUUCUCUAUAUAAAACCAUCAGUAGAGUUGAAAAUGCGAUGGAAACACAUUUAACUUGUAUUUUGUAUUCGGUACAUGGGAAUUUAACCGUAAAAGUGAUUGUAUGUGCACUAUGUUAUCACGCACAGUCUUUUAUCUGCAACAAGCCAAUUUGAUGGAAACACGUCUUGUGGGAAAAUGCGCAUAUUGUUUUGAAUAUUCACCUGAAAAUCUGUCGCCAGUUGGAUGGAAACUUAGCUACUGACUGGGACAAUUAUCACACAACGUGUCUCAGAACCUUUCUUUAAUUUUUUUUUAUUAACUCAUGGCCCUCUCCCUCCACUCUUUCCCACAGAUUAUUUCCCGAAGCCCCGGAUCACUGAGCACCCUGAGACUGCCACCGCCCUGCGUGGGACCAACGUGACUCUGAGCUGCCUGGCGUCCAGCAGCAGUGACUCCCCCAUGACCACGGCCUGGAGGAAGGACGGGGAGGUGCUGUACGAGGCAGAGAUGCAGAACUACGCCCGCUACCAGGAGGGAGAGUUGGUCUACACCACCGUGCUGCACCUGCUCAACGUCAACUUCACAGACGAGGGACGCUACCAGUGUGUAGUCUCCAACCAUUUUGGUGCCAACUACUCCAACCGGGCCAAGCUCACAGUCAAUGGUGAGGGGGCUUUAAAGUUUCUCUUAAAAAGUUUAAGGCGUUUUUUCUAUACAUUUACGAACUGUUAUCAUGUUUCUUGGUUGGCAUUGAGCUAAGUUUGAGCUGGCAUGGUUGGGCUUACAUAUCAAGGCAUUGCAAUCUUCAACCUUUUUUUCCUACUUUCCUCUCUCAGAGCUACCGUCCUUCCUGAAGAUACCCAUGGAUCUGACCAUCCGUACAGGCACCAUGGCCAGACUGGAGUGUGCCGCCGAGGGCCACCCCUCACCCCAGAUUGCCUGGCAGAAAGACGGGGGCACAGACUUCCCUGCUGCCCGGGAGAGGAGGAUGCACGUAAUGCCUGACGAUGACAUCUUCUUCAUUGCCAAUGUAAAGACUGAGGACAUGGGGGUGUACAGCUGCACAGCCCAGAAUGCUGCAGGAAGCCUGUCAGCCAACGCUACACUCACUGUGCUAGGUGAACUGCCACUUAGAGUAUCUCUUUAUCAAUUAUCAGGUCAAUACAUACAGUUUUAUAUAAUGUGUUCAUAAUUGGAUUGCUGAUUGUUAAAUGUGAACUUAAAUGUAAAUCUCUCUCCUCCCAGAAACGCCGUCAUUAAUGCGUCCUCUGGAGGACAGGAUGGUAGCUCGUGGGGAGACGGCGGUGCUCCAGUGUAUAGCAGGAGGCAGCCCUGCGCCCCGUCUCAACUGGACCAAGGACGACGGGCCCCUGGUCCUCACAGAGCGUCACUUCUUCGCUGCCGCCAACCAGCUACUCAUCAUUGUGGAUGCGGGGCCGGCGGACACCGGGAAGUACACAUGCAUCAUGUCCAACACGCUGGGCACUGAACGCGGCCACAUCUACCUCAGCGUGUCGCCAUCGCCCAACUGUGACACGGCCGGCGGCUACGACCAGGACGGCUGGACCACGGUGGGCAUCGUGGUGAUCGUGGUGGUCUGCUGCGUGGUGGGCACCUCGCUGGUCUGGGUCUUCGUCAUCUACCACAUGCGACGGAAGAGCGAGGACUACAGUAUAACCAACACAGAUGAGCUGAACCUGCCGGCGGACAUCCCCAGCUACCUGUCCUCUCAGCGCACGCUGUCGGAGCCUCAGGAGGGAUACAGCAACUCUGAAGCAGGGAGCCACCAGCAGCUCAUGCCACCACUGUCCAAUGGCUAUGUCCACAAGGGCACUGACGGUAACCUUACUAUAUUGACUUCCUAGAUUCACCCUCUGUCUCCUUCAUCGGAGGCCCUUUGACAUGACAAUGUUUUUUCUGUUUUUGUACUUACUAAAGAUGGUUUGCUCAAAUUUUGAUUGACUGGUAAACUAUUGCCCCUGACUGGUGAAAGAAAGAUGAGUCCCCAUCCUGUUUGUGUUAUGUCCAGGUGUGUGUUAUGGUGACACAGGCAGCGAGGUGGACACCGAGGCCAACGGGAUGCUACACUGCCACGUGGGCUCUCUGUUUACGGGACGGAGCAGCUUCCAUCCUGGGGAGCCCCGCGAGGGACUGGCUGGGGUGCCUACAGGUGGGUUUAGUCAUUAGAACCAACCAACCAACCAACCAACCAACAAAACUCGAUCUUCUAAACAACACUUUUACAGCACAGUUUGUUGAAAGGUCUCCAUCAGAUAGUAGGGAUUUGUUUCAGAGUAAGAGUAUGUAGUUGACUGUCCUCAACAGGUGGUGCAGGGCCGCUGGUCAUCUGCUCGGACUGCUACGACAACGCUAACAUCUACUCUCGAACCCGGGAGUACUGCCCCUACGCCUACCUGGCCGAGGAUGACCCCCUGGACAAGGGUCUCUCUGGCAUCAUGACCCACCUCCCCAAGGAGCCCUACAGGGAGCAGCACGCCCAGCAUGAGGACACAGCCCUGGAGAGCCUCAUCAACAACCAGGACUCCUCAGUCUUCCUCACCAGCCACGACCUUACCAAGAGGCUGAGCACAGCCCUCAGCCCCCCAGAACAACACUACAGCACCGGUGAGAGACCAGCUACAGACAAGCUAUCUGACCUCCGUGGCAUGCAUGUCAACAAUGAGCUCACAGAGAUCUGUUUAGGCAGUGAUUUCACAGACUGGUUAUCUAACAGUGACCUCAGACAUACUGUGAACUGACAGACAUUCAUUUUAUAUUAGGAGCUCAGACACUAGUUUUAACAGUCAGUUUUCUGGCACAGUCUAAUCUAUGAGCUCCUAUGGAUGCAAACCCUUUUUGUUGAGUAAUAAUGUAUGUUUGGUCUCUCUGCAGAUGUUCCCUCCAGGUCGUUUUGGGGCAAAGGAGAGGACUUGUCUACAGUGCCCCAACCAGGUCUGUCUCAGCAGCCUGUGAAUGUGCACAAGACUCCCCACGUGUCUUCAGUUGGUGUGGGGGGAGAGGAGAGGAGUGGAGAGGGGGAUGCCUCCCUUUCCCAGAGCACACAGGACCACAGAAGUGCCUCUUAUAGGACUAAGCCUCAAGAGCACACCCACUCCCCCACAUAA
Messenger RNA from Coregonus sp. 'balchen', 7967 nucleotides. The record is from the annotation of a GenBank genome assembly. NCBI's taxonomy places the organism in Eukaryota, Metazoa, Chordata, Actinopteri, Salmoniformes, Salmonidae.